CUUCGUCAUCAGCAGAAUGCAUUUCUAAGUAUAAGAAAACGUGAAAAUGGCUCUUCGGACUCCAUUAUCAUCACUCGUGUUCAUACUCCUGUUCUGUCACAUCAGUGCACGGUCAGACCAUUUAUUGAUGAGAGAGAAAAAGGCUAUUUUUGACCAAAUAUAUCGCAAUUAUGACGGACGCUUGCGCCCGGUUGGUACCAACGGAACAGGCCCUACAGUGGUGACGUGUAACAUGUACGUGAGAGGAAUAAACGACUUCGAUGACUCAAAAAUGGAAUAUGAAACACAACUGACAUUUCGACAGUCGUGGGUGGAUGAUAGAUUGAGGUAUCUGAGCAGAAAUGUCUCGUACAUGACUUUAGAUUCACCAGGAAGAUUGUGGCAACCUGAUGGAUUUUUUCCGAAUGAAAAUUCUGGGAAAUUUCACAAUAUUAUUAUGCCAAAUACUUUCACCAGAAUUUAUCCAAACGGGACUGUGCUCUACAGUAUCAGGAUAUCUUUGAAGCUGUUUUCUCCGUGUAACUUAGAGAAUUUCCCGUUUGACAACCAGGUGCGCACAAUAAUAUUCGCAAGUUAUGGUUACACAACUGACGAUUUGGUAUUCUUGUGGAAACGUGAUGACCCUGUGCAAGUGACGAAAAAUCUGCAUAUGUCAAAAUUUACACUGAAUUCCUUUUUUACUGACCAUUGCAAGUCUAGAACUAAUACAGGGGAGUACAGUUGCUUGAAAUUUGACAUGCUGUUUUCCCGAAAUUUCAACUACUAUCUAGUACGUCUAUAUCUGCCGACGGCUGCUCUCGUCUUGCUGUCAUUCGUCACAUUUUGGUUACGUUCACACAUGACAACAGCACGUUUUGGUAUCUGGAUGGGCAGCCUUAUAUGUUUCUUCGUAGUGAAUACCUCGGCCAAUGACCUCAUUCCCGAAAUAUCCUAUACGACAGCUCUGGACGUCUGGAUGGGGGUCUGUGUUUGCCUUAUAUUCGGAGUUUUAUUAGAACACUGUCUGGUUGUAAAUAUGAAUGAAAAAUCGGAUCAACAAGGACUGAACGUUUCAGGCGAGCAGAUUACAGAAGAG
Molecule: messenger RNA, 1075 nt
Organism: Stegodyphus dumicola
Lineage: Eukaryota; Metazoa; Arthropoda; Arachnida; Araneae; Eresidae
Product: glutamate-gated chloride channel-like
Biological process (GO): monoatomic ion transmembrane transport
Cellular component (GO): membrane
Molecular function (GO): extracellular ligand-gated monoatomic ion channel activity; transmembrane signaling receptor activity
Source: RefSeq, a predicted model, not a curated record